Messenger RNA from Scleropages formosus (Asian bonytongue), 1457 nucleotides. RefSeq names its product ATPase H+ transporting V1 subunit D (gene atp6v1d). Gene Ontology annotation, molecular function: proton-transporting ATPase activity, rotational mechanism. The record is from RefSeq and is a predicted model, not a curated record. Lineage: Eukaryota; Metazoa; Chordata; Actinopteri; Osteoglossiformes; Osteoglossidae. The coding region runs from base 186 to 932 and encodes 248 amino acids. The transcript is spliced from 9 exons.
GCGCAAAACCGCGGAACCUUAAGUCACGUGACCGGCUAUCAGCUGACUGUCGGGCUCCGGGUUUGACAGCAGAAAAUCUCUCAUCAUCUUUUACACUAAGCGCGGCGCUUCUUAUAAAACAGGCAUCGCGCCGGAGAACUUUGAAAACAGACGGAAGACGAGCGGUUACAGCUGCGAAAAGGAUCAUGUCCGGAAAAGACAGGAUCGAUAUUUUCCCCUCUCGAAUGGCUCAGACCAUCAUGAAAGCGCGACUGAAAGGAGCUCAGACUGGCAGAAAUCUACUGAAGAAGAAAGCAGAUGCCUUGUCCAUGCGCUUCCGUCAGAUCCUCCGCAAGAUUAUAGAGACCAAGACUUUGAUGGGGGAGGUGAUGAGGGAGGCGGCCUUUUCCUUGGCAGAGGCCAAGUUUGCAGCUGGAGACUUCAGUACCACUGUGAUCCAGAACGUGAACAAAGCCCAGGUGAAGGUUCGUGCCAAAAAGGACAACGUGGCAGGCGUUACUCUACCAGUGUUCGAACACUACCAAGAAGGAGGCGACAGCUAUGAGCUCACCGGCUUGGCCAGAGGAGGGGAGCAGUUGGCCAAGCUCAAGAGGAAUUACGCCAAGGCUGUGGAGCUGCUCGUAGAAUUGGCCUCUUUGCAGACCUCAUUUGUCACUCUGGAUGAGGCCAUCAAAAUCACUAACCGCCGUGUCAAUGCCAUUGAGCACGUAAUUAUUCCACGGAUCGAGCGCACCUUGUCCUACAUCAUCACCGAGCUGGACGAGAGGGAGAGAGAGGAGUUCUACAGGCUGAAGAAGAUCCAAGAGAAGAAGAAGCAGCUGAAGGAGAAGUCAGAAAAGGAGAUUGCACGACGCCUGGCCGAGCUGGGCCCCAUGGCCGAGCCCGUGAAUCUGCUGAUGGAGGAGACUGAUGAGGACCUUCUGUUUGAGUGACCAACCUGUCCCCUUGUCUGGUGUAGCUGUGUAAAUUAUUUAUUACAAUUAAUCCAGGUCUCUGAGGACAUGCCCGUGUUGUGCGAAACAAAAUUUAAAACUAAUUUUGACAUUUGUGUUCUUGUUGGUGAUUUUAGUUAAAAUGAUUUUCAGUAAUGAAGUUCAAAGUGUUAGUCUAUUGAAAACAAAAUGUGUUAUUUUGCAGAACUCAGUCUUUCCCUUCCUAAAUGUCAGUUGUCUGUUAAUGUAAGUAAUGCAGAGCAGGGACCAAAGAGCAGUACUAGGACAGCGUUUAUUGAGGAGUGAGUUGAAAAGAAGCUGUCAUGAGCGAAUAAGCAGGAUUCCUCAAAGGUUGUCAUUGCAUGCCGUUCGUGUCGCUCUGUACCGAGAGCAGCAUUUUUUUGUGAGUUUUUGUGGUGUCUGAUGCCGCUGAGCGCUAACAGACACAUCCUACGGACUGGAACACCUUUUCUCCUGUUGUUUCAGAAUACUUCUAAAUCCAAAUAAAUGCUUAAUGAACACAAA